This is a messenger RNA of Salpingoeca rosetta, 2168 nucleotides long. RefSeq lists its product as uncharacterized. The coding region runs from base 184 to 2085 and encodes 633 amino acids. Lineage: Eukaryota; Choanoflagellata; Craspedida; Salpingoecidae. The record is from RefSeq and is a predicted model, not a curated record. The transcript has 13 exons.
GUUGUGUGUUGUGUGUUGUGUGUUGUGUGUUUUUACCUGUAUGUUUGUGCUUCCAUUGCUGUCCACGCCGCUCACUGUUUACCUCCAACACCACACGUCGCUUCAUUUUCCCGCCGCCUCUCACCUCUCACCUCGCUGCCCGAUCAAUCCACCACCUCGUCCACACACUCAACGACAACCACCAUGGCCCUGGCACAACGCACCCGCGUCAACCUCUCCACCUCCAAGGCACGCACGGAAACACGCCAGCAGACCGGCACGUUCUCCGCCCUCUUUCCGGAGCAAGGCAUCAAAGAUGCAACACUCUCUGCGCACUGCAUGAAGAAGCUGCUCGUCGUGGGCGUGUCAUCCAUCGCCUAUCUGCGCAACAUGUUCCCAAACUCGGCAUUUGGCGACCGCGCCAUCGAGGACAUGAGCCUGAAGAUUCUUCGUGAGCGCAGCCAAUCGCCCGAAGCGUGCCAAGUCGUGGCGUGGCUCAAGAACAUCUUCCCUGCCAUCGAGAACCGCUACGUGAACAAGGUCGUUGUUGGCGUUUACGACGGAUCGGCCGACGCCGAGAAUCUCACGCAGGAUGAUUUGAUUGAGGCGCACACGUUCAAGUUCGGCAGCAUCAACCAGGACGACUACAUCAAGAUCACGACGUCGAAGAAUCAGACGUUGAAGCUGCCGACCUCUGCGGAGUUCAAGGCCAACACCCUCGGCAUGCUGCGCACCCUUCUCAUGGCCACGCAGACCCUCGACAAGCUUCCAGAGGUGUGCCUGCUCGCACUCAAGGUCUACUACGACGAAUCCGUGCCUGAGGACUUUACGCUGGAAGGGUUCGAGGAGGCGACGGGGCCCCAUCACCAAAGCAGUAACAGCGGUGGCGGUGAUCCGUUUUCUGUUCCGCGUCAGCACCGCGUGAAGAUUGACGUUGGCGGUACGGCCACACACCACGACGCCCUCAAGGUGUACGUGCAGACGAACAAGAACAGGUUUGAGACGACCGCUGACUGCGACGAGGACGAGGAAGAUGGGAACGAAGUCGCAACUGACGCCGACGAUGCAAUGGACGAGACGGCAGACGCUGCCAAUGAUGACAGUGACGUGAGCGGCAGCAGCAACAACAACUACGGCAUCAACAACAAGAAGACGAAGAAGAAGGACGAGGCGCAGCGUAAUGUGAAGACGAACACAGCCAGCAACACAGACGAGCGCGAAGGCGAGGAGGACCAGGAGGAACCGAACGAACAGCAACAGAAAACCCAGACGACCACCACCAACAAACGCAGCGGCAGCAGCAAGGCGAAGGCAAAGACGAAGACGAAGGACUCGAAGAAGACCACGAACACACGCGAUCCGUUUGGAUUCGAUGAGACGCUGGAGAAGGAGGAGAAGGCACGCAGCACCACAACCGCCAACAAGAGCAAGAGCAAGAGCGAUGAUGGUGGUGAUGAUGCUGUGGAGGAUGAAGGGGUGAUUUACAGCCAGGAAAAGACCAGCAACAGCAACGUCAACGGGGUGGCUGAUGAUCAUGCGGGUGGCGGUGCUGGUGAUGGCGAUGGCAGGAAGAGGGCGCAUCGUGGUGGUCGGCACGCCAAACGCAGCGCUCGCGAUCAGCAGGACGACGACAUCGACAACGACAUUAACAACGACAAUGACAAGAUCACUACCACCACGAGCACCAAUGGCGAGGACGAUGAGGAUGGUGCUGAUGGGAGCGCAACCCCGCCGUCGAAGAAGGCAAACCUGCUGUUGUCGAAGAAGAAGAAGAGCGCAGCAGUCGCCCGCGCACGCCAGGCGCUGCCGUCCAUCACCCGCGCGUCACGCACGAGCACACGCACCACCCGCGCAAGCACGCGCUCAAGCAAGGGAGGCACAAGUACCGGUCAGCGUGAUGGUGGUACUGGCACCAGGGCAACGAGGAAGAAGGGCGAGCGUGUGCUGCGGGCGACGGCGCAGAAGGAGUCUGAAUUUGACGCCUACGAAUUCUGCGAUUCCCAGGACGAAACAGGGCUGCAGCUGCAGGGCAAGAGGAGUAAGCGCCGGUCCACCGUUGUCAAGCGUCCGGUUCGCGUCAACACCAGGACACGCACACGAUCAUGACAAGGCAACUCCUCGCAGCACGCUCUUAUUCCUACCUGCACCUGUGCUUUUUCUUCUUGUUCUUCUUGUUCUUCUUGUUCUUC